AGUAAUUAGCAACCAAGUGAACAUCACAAAGAAGAAAGAAAAAAGAAAGCACGUUGAAGAUUGUAACUUGUAACAACAACUAUGGCUAGCGAUGGCAGCGAAGAGUUCAGGCUAGUGUCACCGGCGUUCAAAAACGGGGGGAAGUUACCGAGGCACUACACCGACGAUGGUCAGGGUACGAAGAAGAACAUAUCCCCUCCAUUGGAGUGGUAUAACCUCCCGGAGGGGACGAAGACUCUUGCCCUCGUGGUGGAGGAUAUUGAUGCGACCGAUUCUGGUGGGCCCAUGGUGCCAUGGACUCACUGGGUCGUCGCAAACAUCUUGGCCACGGUGAAGGGCUUGCCGGAGGGAUUUUCCGGCAAGUCGGCCGAGAUGGGGGGCGACUACGCGGCGAUCAAGGAGGGGAACAAUGACCUGAAGGUGCCUGGGUGGAAUGGGCCCAGGCUGCCCACGCCUGGACACAGGAUUCAGUUUAGGCUCUAUGCUUUGGAUGAUGAGCUCAAGCUUGGUAACAAGUUGACGAAGGAGAAGUUGUUGGAAGAUACCAUUGAAGGACAUGUGUUAGGAGAAGCGACCUUGAUGGCUAUAUUCUAAUGUAACAACAUAUUGUGGGUGCAUUGUCUUUGGCUUUAUACAUGUACCAUUUUAAAAGUGUUAGGAGAAGCGACCUUGAUGGCUAUAUUCUAAUGUAACAACAUAUUGUGGGUGCAUUGUCUUUGGCUUUAUACAUGUACCAUUUUAAAAGUGUGUCAUCAACGAGAUAAACAUUUUACCAAAUAUCACUUUGACUUCCGUAUGUCUCUUCCUUUUGAGCUUCAUCUCAUUGUAUAUUACAAGAUAAUUAUUUCUUGUUCAAAACUUCGAAAUUACUCUCAAAUCAAUGUUAUUAUGCAUGCACUUUCGAUUAGAAUGA
Molecule: messenger RNA, 913 nt
Organism: Glycine soja
Lineage: Eukaryota; Viridiplantae; Streptophyta; Magnoliopsida; Fabales; Fabaceae
Product: UPF0098 protein CPn_0877/CP_0992/CPj0877/CpB0906-like
Exons: 2
Coding region: 82-594 (170 amino acids)
Source: RefSeq, a predicted model, not a curated record